CUCGUCGCCUCGUCUGUCGUCUUGCUGCGCCGCAGCGACAGGAAUCAAGGCCCAUCAAUGAGAGUGGUGGCUUCGGCUUUCGUUCUGCUGCUCGCUGGCGUCCAGUCUUUGCAUGUUUCCAUUCCGCCCCGGGCGAGGAGGGGAGCUCCUUCAUCACCGCUGCUACUGCGAUGUCGGCUGAUCUCUAACCAUCAGCACCUCAGCCGCAACACCAGAGUGCUGGCCUCUUCCAGCGACACGAUGAUGAGCACGGAGGAUUUGGAGGAAACCACCGAUUCUGCUCCUAACGAUUCUACUCCUAUUCUGGAAACCAAAGCUUCUACUCCUCCUAAACCGUACACCCCGAGCAUUCUAUGGUGGACCAAGAACAGGGAGGAAGAGAACAAAAAGCUUAACUUGUUUGCCAACGCUGGCUUCUUGGCGGGCGUGGCGCUGUUUACGAUCGCUGUGGUCUUCGGGGUGAACUCGGAAGUUUCCCGGGGCUGGACCAUCGGAGAAUACAUUCUUCGGGUGCCGCUGGACAACUGGGACGGUUACUCGGAGAUGCUGAGGCAAAGCCCGGUCCAGGUGAAGGCCUGCACUAGUGGGAUCGUCUACGCCCUGGGAGACCUGGUAGCGCAGUCGAUGGAGGGUACGGAGCUGGCGGAGAUCGAGAGGCAAAGGGUGGUUCGGUCGGCCAUGGCCGGGCUGCUGCUUCACGGGCCCCUGAGCCACGUCUGGUACAACGUGUGCGAGGGGCUGUUCGACAUCGUUGGUUGGAACGAAUACUGGUGGGUGCCAGCGCCCAAGAUCAUCACGGAUCAGCUCCUCUGGGGUCCGGCCUGGAACGCGGUCUACAUCGCCUUCCUCGGCGUGCUGAACAAGGACUCGUCCGCAGUGAUAUGGGAGGCGAUAACCUCGACGGCUCUCCCGCUCGUGAUCGCCGGAAUCCGGCUCUGGCCGUUGGCGCACGUCGUCACCUACGGCCUGGUUCCGAAAGAGAACCGGCUCUUGUGGGUCGACGCUGUUGAGAUCGUUUGGGUUACGAUCCUGAGCAGCCAGGCGGCGGAGCAAGCGCGAUCUCCCGCGGAACAGGAGGAAAGCACGAGCUGACCCUUGUCUUAGACCUCGUCCCCCACCUAAACCCGGAGAUGAAAAUGAAGUUUCGGGCUGAAAUCCUCUUCCGGAGUUCGUCCUGCGUAUACAUGAAGAUGAAAAUGAAAUCGUUGCCACGGAGCGUUGAGGAGGGAAGCAGAUCAGAUGACCAGGACUGCUGUCCUGUGAUUCCCGCGAUGUGGGUAGCACCAGAGAGAGAGAAAGAGAGGGAGAGAGCCGGCUUGUUGGCGGUGUGUCUCCGAGGAGUAAGAAGGGGGCCCCGACUGGAAAGGGGGAUGAAAGUCUUGAAGCGAGCAGCAAUUGCGUAUGCCCCCCUCGCCCCUGCCCCGGCGCUGGGGGAUUCAUUCUCAACAUGCCCUUUCAAGACAACUUUUACUCAAAAAAAUGAGAAGACGCCUGGGGAGCUGGAGCGGUUGACAUUUUGCUGAAGCAUAUACUUCUUCCGUCAGAAACCACGCGCGCAUGGUAAUUCUUGUUUGGUUGGAUCGAGUAGAGCUUGCGUGUGCCAAGACGUGAGCGCACUCUUGUGGUGAUUGACCGAGAGGCCCCGCCGCCGUCGACCUGUGUAUGAUAUGUACUUGUGUGUGAGUGUGGUUUAUCUUGCUUUUUGCAGUGACUGAGCUAACCGGUUGACCAAUGAAAAGGCGUGAGGCUUGAAGCGGGAGAGAGAAGGAGCCAAUAAAGAGUUGGGUCGGUGGCAGCGUCUUGCGUGGCGGCUACUCUUGAAGUUGGCCAGGACCGUCGGUUGAGCGCAUGAUACACCUUCUUUGAGGGGGGCGGCCGCAGCGGUGUCGCAGCUGUGUGUGUUUGUUUUUUUGCGCGCCCUCCUCCUUUGCGGGUGGGUGUUUGUCCGUGGUAUCGAGAGGGAGAGGAAGAGGCCACGUCUCCUGAUGAACGCCGGAUUUUUUCGGAUGAUGUAGGUCUGUGGAUACAGGAGGGAAGAGGGGGUUUCCCGGUGGCUCGGAGGACAACGAACGGCAUGUAUGUGUGCUUCGCUGUCCUGACGGCGCUAUCGUUUGUGGCCUAACUGUUUUCGGUCUUCGACCUUGAGUAUUUUUACCUGGUAGGUUUUACGAGAAUGGGGGGCUGGACGAGAGCCGGUCAGGCGUUCUUCCGUACCAUUUCCGUACCAUGUCGAACCGGGUGUUACGGUGUCGAGGGCACCACAAAUGUGAUUGCGAUUGGGUCCAGCAGUGAGUAGUUUGCCUUUUGUAGGGCAACUGUAAAUAGUUGUGAUUUUUGUUUGGUGAGUCCUUGCUUUAUCGGACAACGCACUUCGAUGAGCUUUAAAGGAGAGGCGUAUUCGAUGCACGCGUGUUUGUCGUUUUGUUGCUCCCUGCGUGCGUAAAAAGGCUGCGUAUAUCGUGCGGAAAGCGUCAAAACCCGUCCGUUUUGUUUGCUGUUGUUGAAAACAUUCGUCCUUCCCGUCGCGUGACCCGAAGUAUUAUUUUUGGUUUAGCUUGGAUGUGGGUGAGCGAUCGUUUUCUCUUGUGGGGAUCGAUAAGUUUUCAGUAGAAGCGCACUCAACUCUGGCUUUCUCUGUUCUUUUUCUUUUUUUUCUGUUUGCUGCGUUGCGGGAGUGUGCAUGGGGAGCUUCGAUCGUUCCUUUUGUUGUGCUUUUUGCUUGAUCUCAUGCUCCGUAAUGUUAAUUUCCCU
Molecule: messenger RNA, 2751 nt
Organism: Ectocarpus sp. CCAP 1310/34
Lineage: Eukaryota; Phaeophyceae; Ectocarpales; Ectocarpaceae
Source: the annotation of a GenBank genome assembly